Messenger RNA from Wickerhamiella sorbophila, 582 nucleotides. RefSeq names its product Regulator of ribosome biosynthesis. Gene Ontology annotation, molecular function: protein binding. Gene Ontology annotation, cellular component: preribosome, large subunit precursor; nucleus; nucleolus. The record is from RefSeq and is a predicted model, not a curated record. Bases 1 to 582 code for a protein of 193 amino acids. NCBI's taxonomy places the organism in Eukaryota, Fungi, Ascomycota, Dipodascomycetes, Dipodascales, Trichomonascaceae. Gene Ontology annotation, biological process: ribosome biogenesis; ribosomal large subunit biogenesis; endonucleolytic cleavage in ITS1 to separate SSU-rRNA from 5.8S rRNA and LSU-rRNA from tricistronic rRNA transcript (SSU-rRNA, 5.8S rRNA, LSU-rRNA). The transcript has a single exon.
AUGAACAAAACACCAGCAGUAGAGAAAGCUAUUCCCGUUAGCUACGAUUUGGGUAACUUGGCUGUUGCUGAUACGAACCCACUGGAUCUGGGCGACGACUUGGAGGAGUCUCUGACUGCUAAAUCCCGAGACAAUGUCCAGCUCCUGAUCAACCAGAUUCUUCAACUGCCUGUGAAAACCACCACCGCCAGCAUCAACUCCUCGGGAACCCAGGAUUCUACCAUGGUUUUGUUCCAGCUUCCCGAACCCGUGUGGAUGCUUCCCCGUGAAAAGCCUGUUCCCAAGGUCAAGGCCAAGACGAGAUGGGAAGAGUUUGCUGCCAAGAAGGGUAUCCAGAAGAAGGCCAAGGACGGCAAACUUGUUUACGACGAAGAGACCCAGAAAUGGGUUCCCAAGUGGGGCUAUGGUGGUAUCAAUAAGAAACUGGACGACCAAUGGCUUGUUGAGGUCGACGAAGACAAGGCUAAGCCUGGCGAGGAGUUGAUUGAUCCUCGCUCGCUGGCCCGCGCUGAACGCAAGAAGCUAGUCAAAAAGAACAUGCUGCAGCAGAAGCGAAAUGCCCAACGUGCCGCUGGGCGCUAA